Molecule: messenger RNA, 3640 nt
Organism: Enhydra lutris kenyoni (northern sea otter)
Lineage: Eukaryota; Metazoa; Chordata; Mammalia; Carnivora; Mustelidae
Product: sideroflexin 4
Exons: 14
Coding region: 789-1724 (311 amino acids)
Biological process (GO): monoatomic ion transport; mitochondrial transmembrane transport
Cellular component (GO): mitochondrial inner membrane
Molecular function (GO): monoatomic ion transmembrane transporter activity
Source: RefSeq, a predicted model, not a curated record
AUCCGAGCAGACUCCACACUGAGCGAUAGCCAGGGGCAGGGCUUGAUCCUUCCACCCUGAGAUCACGACCUGAGCCAAACCAAGAGCAGGAGGCUCAACCCACUGCACAAUCCAGGUACCUCUAAGUUCUCAACUUUUUAAAAUAAGAGCAACCACAUUUUCAAAUUUCACCGUGAAAAUGAAGUAGCCAGCCCUGACUAUCCCCAGUGCCCUCUACUCCGGACGUGGAGGGCAACUGAAGAUUUUCCACCAUAAUGUACAAAAGGGUGGCGCACCUGUCAUCUGGGUCAGAUGCAGGUUCUCAGUAGGUCCUGUGAUACGAGGAUUCCCGUAGGUGACCCCCCCCCAUCCCCACCCCAGGCUGGAAGCGGCCCAGCUACCCUAACGGGAGUUACGGUUGGUUAGACUUGGUGGGUGCGAAGAUGGGCGCGAAGGUGGGCAGGCUCACGGGGACCGGAGCGGGGGUGGAGGCGUGGGAUCUGGGGCGCUGGAGCGCCGGCGCGCGGUGACAGCGGGAGUUCGGAGACCCGGCAGCGGGCACACCAGGCGGCCGAGGGCAGGGCGCAGGCACGCGGCGACACCGAGCAGAGGGCGCGCCAGGAAGCCGGCAGCGGGGAGGGGGACGCGCGCGCGCGCCCGGGGCGGGGCACGUUGCCCGACUCCUCCUCCGCGCCUGGCCCGGCGGCCGCGGCCUCUCCAGCUGCCACACGGGUCCCAGGAAGCGGAGCAGUAGGAGGAGGAAGCGCGGGGACCGAGCGGCUCGCUGGGUGCGGCGGCGCGGCUCCCUCAUGGAGCCCAACGUGCGCUUCUGGAUCACCGAACGUCACUCUUUCAUUCAGAGAUUUCUUCAGUGGACAGAAUUGUUGGAUCCUACAAAUUUGGUCGUUUCAAUUGAAAAAAUAGAGAAAUCAAGGCAACUAUUGUUAACAAAUGAAGAUGCAGCCAUCCGGGACUUGGAGAACCAAAGGAUAAAAGACGCCUGGAAGAGAAGUCUUUCAACAGUGCAUCCUGACAGCGGCAAACUGAUCCCCGUUCCGUUUCGCCCUGCAGCUUUCCUACCUUUCACGGCGCCCAUGGUAUUUUUCUCAAUGCUGUCGGCAAAAAGUCUGAAGUCCCUGAUUUUACCUCAGGUUUCCUUCUAUACCUACACUACGACGUUCAACAUGGUCAACGGGAAUGCAAGUUAUAAUCGUCGCCUAUAUGAGAGUCUGUUACUAGGGACAGGAGUGAUUGCCUCUUCUUCCUUUUUUGGAUUAUUUCCUGUUUUGUUCCAGAUGCGGGUGAAUCACGUUUUGUUGAAAAGAGCCCUUCCCAUCAUCAUUCUCACCCACGUUAGUGGAAUGAAUGUUGUUGCCACCCGAAGUCUGGAGCCCAUUCGAGGCAUUGAAGUCAUGGACAAAGAAGGCAAUGUCAUGGGCUAUUCCAGAAAAGCCGGGACAAAGGCCGUUAAAGAUACAGCGACAUCCAGGAUAGUACUGUUUGGGACCACCGCUUUCAUCCCUGAAGUCUUCUCACACUUUUUUGUAAGGACCCAGUUUUUCCGGCAGUAUCCAUGGUCAUUGUGGACCUUCAAGCUGUCUUGUACUGUCUUAGUGAUGGGACUGAUGGUGCCACUUUCUUUUAGUCUAUUCCCACAAAUGGGACGGAUACAGUGCAGUGAGCUCGAAAAGGAAAUUCAGUCUGUGACAGAAGAAACAGAACUCUUCUAUAACAGAGGGGUAUAAGGAUGCGUUUUCAGUGAAUUUGUUUGGUUCCUGCUUGAACACCUUCCUCACUGCUUGAGGUAUCCGUUUGGAGGACACUGCGGGAGGGCUGGAACCGAGGUAUCCGCACCCACACGUUGCCUUACACUUACACAGGCCACGACCGUUUCAAGGCUGGUGCCUGGGCUUUCAAGCCUGGAUGGAAGAAGAGAAAGGAGAGGCUGUCCUGUCUGACCCCCAGCACGGGGCGGCAGAAGGAACGGCUGAUGGAGGAGCCCGUUUUCUGGGUGUUCAUCAGCCUCUGAAGGAUACUGUGAAAUGACUAAUAAACUUAUCGAAAGUUGAGUUGUUGAAAAAAUAAAGUAGGAGGGUCCACCAGGCCCAGGGCCCAGGCAUUCAUUCCACUGAUGGCCCAUCUCACGGUAAACAGGAACUUCUGGUGAGCACUGAAGGCCUCCGAGCCCCAAAGCCACCCCGUCUCCCUCCUCAGAGUCCUGCCAUUUUGGACUGCUUAGAAUCUUUGCCCUCAGCUGUCCACCACCUCCUCUCUCCUCGCUGGAGAAUGACCCUGCCUCCUCCUUCACAGUGAAAACCAGGACUGCUGGCCGGCAACAGAACCUCCUGGCACCAAAUCUGCAGGCCUCUUGCCACCCACACCCGGCCUUCCCUCCUCCUCGCAAGGUCAGCUGGGCCCUGGCCCUGGGCUCUGGGCCCCUCCCGCCUCCUGAUUUCCUCAGGGCCUCGCUCUCCAGCUCCUCCCUCCUUCCCAGUGGCAUACGAACUACUUGAGUCACCAGCCUUAUUAAAAAAGCAAACAACUUUCGAGAGCCAAACUUUGUCAAAGAUGAUCUUCCCUCACUGUUUCCACCCGCCUCACACUCUGCUAAAACUGCUCUUUCCUCCCAGCUCCACCCCAAGGCCCAAGCGCCACGCUGCUGGGUGCUCAGACACAGCCCUGGGCUUGCUCCUGGAGCCACAGGCCCAGGCCCAUCCAGCCGUGCCAAGCGCUCCACCAUCCAGAUACCCACUUGAGACCACCUUUCCCGCCCAAUCUCAGGAAAUGGCACAGCCAUGUAACACAGUAUCGUCACCCUUACUCCUCCCCUCCCCUUCAAGCCCUUUCAGUAGCUGAGCCCAAAGGUGUCAGGUCUCUAGGCCCCAUUCCUCUGAGGCCAGUGCUACAACCUACCCAGUCCAACAGCGUCCCCUGCUGGUAUCACUCUCUUCUCUCCUCUGGCUCCUCCAAUCAAGGCCCCAGCCUGCUCUGACAAAUACUUGCCUAAAAGCCUUAGAGGGCUUCCCAGUGCAUCACUUCAAGUCCAGAUUCCUUAACAGGCAGGCGAGAGCCUUGACCUUACUCAACUCUUGCCACUCCUUUUCCUCACUCCUGACCAAUACCCCGUUCCUCACAUGGGCUAUGGUCUUUCCUUCCUGGACCUUCGUAUCAGCUGUUCGCUGCCAGGCUAACUCUUGCCUAUGCAUCAGGUCUGACUUGGACAUCACUCCUUCCAGGAAGCCUUCCAGGAUUCAUAGUAUUAAUUCGUUGCCCCUUCAAUGUGCUCCCAUAGCACUCAUACUGUAUCUGGCACUUGCCACACCAUGGCAGAACAGCCUGUUUGUUGUCCCUGAGCCCCAGUAAACUGUGCCUGGGGCAGGAAGUGUGUCCUGUGCAUCAGGGAGGCCUCAGGAUACAACACCAUGCAUGGCAGAGUAGGCACCCAAACACUGGCAUACUGGAAAAAUAUUUCCAACAUACCCUGCCCCAGAUCAUCAAGGACUCUAUCUGUGACUUUCAGGCAGGGUUCCCUAGGCCAGAAUGAUGGUUGUCUUCAAACGUCGUUAAAAGGGUUUCACAACAGCCUAGAAGAACAAAAAAUGUUCUACUGGGCGCCUGGGUGGCUCAGUCAAUUAAGCGUCUGACUCUUCAUCUCAGCUCA